Molecule: messenger RNA, 4494 nt
Organism: Panicum virgatum (switchgrass)
Lineage: Eukaryota; Viridiplantae; Streptophyta; Magnoliopsida; Poales; Poaceae
Product: protein PUTATIVE RECOMBINATION INITIATION DEFECT 1-like
Exons: 8
Coding region: 978-4130 (1050 amino acids)
Biological process (GO): meiotic DNA double-strand break formation
Source: RefSeq, a predicted model, not a curated record
AGAUAGUGGAUUCUGGAAGCCUCGUUCUACCUGAGUAGUUUCGUUGCAAAUAAGAUCGUGGAGUAGAGUAGUGGAGAUCAAGUGUAGAGUGUAGACUAGUUCAUGAAUUGCACGAUAAUUAUUGUGUUGCUGAAAACGCUACAUGAUUUGGCAGCUGCUUAUUAUGUCAGUAGGUGGUUUAUUAGCGCUAUUGGCCUCUUGCACUAGAUACGGAAGUUGAACAUGACACUGAUGUCGCAUAGUCUAAGCACUCUGCGAUCUCUUUUUUUUAUUACUCCUAUCAGGCCAAUUUCGUUUCCCAUAAUUUCUUGCAUUAUCAUGUCUCUACAAUUUUCUGCAACUCCACCAUUUACAUUAACCUCAAUAUGAAUAAUGUGUGUUUUCUACAAAUGAUGGAAUGCAUUGCUCUUUUCUCUGUAAUCAGUAAUCACUUGCCUUACAUUUACUUGUGCCAUCAUAUGAAUUGAGCUAAUGAACUGAGAGGAGCAUCAUUUGAUAUCUUCUUAGUUUUGUUUUGGUCGUAUCAAACUUAAAUCUGGGAUAAGAUCUUAUUUGGUUAUACUGCUAGGUAGAUUAGCACUAGUUAAUGAGAUGCUUGAGCUCCACUGCACCAUUUGAAGUAAGCACAGUAACUGGUGGUAGGGAAAAGCUUAACCAAGUGCAGCAUUAUUUUAAUUGAUUAGUGUCACUACAGUAGAUGUAUUCAAAUGUUGUCACAGAAGUACAUCUGCAGUUAGGUUUCAGGAUAUGGUUGGAGGAUGAUCAGCUUCCUUUCCCUGUUAUGGUAACUGUGGUGGACUACUGCAUUUUGUUCAAAGUGGGAUGCAGUACUUUUAUCUCAUCGUUUGACUGACAUAAACUGGAUCUCUUAAAUAUGUGAGGCAUCGUGCUAUAUUGUUUGGGCGUCUUGCUAAACACCACCAAAGAUGCUGCAGCACAUAUAGGAGAUAAACUUUCGCUUUUCUUAAAUCUUGUUAAUGAUCUCCGACUACCAAGCAUUGCUCCUUACUUUAGCAAAAAAGGGGCCCUUUGACCUUGUGUUGCUCAGCAAUCAGAAUUCAAUCAACUGCGUAGAACCAGAGCACAUGCAGAAUGAUUAUAUGUCCCUAAACGCUUCUCUUGUUCUAUUCGCUGAGGCUGUCAAAGGAUCUCUGCUAUCUACUAACCUAGAAGUUCAGACAGGGACAUUGGAUUUGAUCUUUCAUUUCCUGUCAUCUGAUGGAGAUAUUUGUGCUCUACUUCAAAUUUUGAUCGAUGAAAACGUUGCUGAUUACAUAUUUGAGGUUCUCAGAUUAUCAGGAAAUAAUGAUCUUGUUGUCAUAUCCUCUAUUCAAGUGCUAUUUCUUUUAGCCAGAUCAGAGGAGAAAUUCAAAGAAAAGCUUGCCAUUGGAUUUUCCACUCUGCUUCCUGUUCUUCACUAUGUUGCAGAGAUACCAUUUCACCCAGUCCAAUCUCAUGUUUUACAACUUGUUUGGAUUUGCUUGGUCAAUUGUUCUGGUAUCCUCUCACUGCCCCAAGAAGAACAGAUAGCCUGUACUUUAACUGCUAUCUUGAGAAGAAAUGGCAAUGGUGAACUUGGCAUGAGUUCUGAAACCUUUAUUCUGGUUUGCUCAAUAUUAAUAGAGAUUCUGAAGUCACCUCAUGCUCAUGAUAUUGAGAAAUUACCAUCAUUUAUUGAAGAAUCAUCAAGAUAUGCGAUAUCUUCAACACUAUCACAUGAGUAUGAUUCUAGGAUCCCCAUUCCUCAUUCCCUUCUUCUUCUGAAAGAAUCACUUCUGUUCUGCCUUGAAGGGAACAAAUAUAAUAUUUCUAGCAAGAAGGAUCUUGAGGAUAGCAUCAUUGGAACUUGUGGAACGAUUUUACUGCAUUGGCUUGAAAGUGCUGUGGUUGAUGGUAAUGAUGAAGAAACACUGGCAGGGAUCCUUCAGAUUUUCCAACUUAUUUUGUCAAGGGCAACUGACAAACCAUUACAGUUUGCUGAGUUGCUAGCUUCAUCUUCAUGGUUUAGCCUGUCAUUUGGAUUCAUGGGCUUAUUUCCUACUGAUAAUGUAAAAUCUGUGGUAUAUUUGGUCACUAGUUCAAUUGUUGACAGAGUUUUGGGCUGUAAUUAUGGGGAAACUAUUAGAGAUGCACACAUUUAUCUGCCAUCAGACCCCACAGAACUGAUGUAUUUGCUUGGGCAAUGUAGUACAGAAGACUUCAACUUGGCAUCAUGCCAAUGCGCUAUACUUUCUAUACUGUAUGCCUGUUCAUUCUACAAUGAAAGGCUGGCUGCUGACAACCAAAUUCUGGCUUGUGUUGAGCAAUACAUCCUCCUCAAUAGUGGAAGCUUCCCAUAUGAAAUUAAUUUUUCUGUUAUGUUUACGCUUCUGGUCCACCUUUAUGCUUAUGUCAGGGGCAUUUCCUAUAGCUGCAGCAUUCCACAUAGUCCAGAAGCUGAGAAUACUCUAUUCCAUGUAAUGACACAAAAGGAUUGGGAUUUGCUUGCUAUCCGAGUCCAUCCAAUAGCAAUAAAAUGGCUCUUACAGAAGCAAGAACUCAUGGAACCAUUUGCCUUCCAGAUGCUAAAUUUUUGUAAAACUUUCUGUGAAGAUGAAACUAUCAUGCUCUCAAACAGCAGUCUGUUGGUGGACAUACAAAUGGUUGCAGAGCUGGUACUUUCUGGAGAAACCGUCAUCUCGUUUUUGCUGGUGUUCUUGCUAAACCAGAUAGUAAAGGAGGGUACUGAAGAAGAGGUCUUAUCAGUUCUCCGUGUUAUCGCUGAAAUCAUCACCAUCUCUCCUUGUUCAUCUGAUCAGUUUAUAUCAUGCGGCAUUGUCAAUUCAUUCCAUGGCAUAUAUUGCUUACCAUACUUUUCAAGGAUCCAAACAGUUUGUUCCUAUUUGAUCUUUAACAUCUUAUGUUCAGCAAGUGCAUUGACAUUAGCUCAGGAAGAUGAAUGGCUUCCUCUUACUAUGAAGCUAUUGGAAUUUAUCAAUUCUGGUAUUGAUUAUACAUCUAAUAACCAAGAACACAAGAUAUUGAUUGGGGUAUUAUGCUUUGUUUUGCAUCAUUCAGCAAACAAAGUUCUUGUUGAGCCUGCAAAAGCCAUAAUCUUGAACAGUUCAUUGGUUUCUUUAACGGAUGUUAUAGUACAGAAAGCAUGUUCAAAAGGCCCAUCUUUAUUUCAACACAAUCAGGAUACAGCCUUUGGAGAACUCCUAAGUCUUGUACUUCUAUUGGUGUUUUUCUCUCUAAGAAGUUUGCAUACAAUUCUAGAGGCAAGUAUUGACUGGCAGGACUUCCUUCAACAUUCAGAAGACAUCCAUUCCUUUUCUGUCCUUGGUAUUCCAUGCCAUGAUUUAUGCCGUCUCAUGCACUUCGGUCCACCACCUAUUAAACUUAUUGCUUCACAAUGUCUGUUGGAGUUGUUUACGAGAAUUUCAGAUCAAAGAACAUGUACUAAUGCUGAAUUAAGAUGCUCUGUGAAGUAUCUGAAGUCCAUUAUUGCAGUGACCGAGGGUUUGGUCUUCGGUGAAGACAGUAAAGUUGCUGGAAAUUGCGGUACCUGUCUCUCUGUGAUUUUAGGUUGGGAGAAAUUUGGAAGCCAAGAGAAGGUGGCGGCCAGAGAAUCCAAAUGGUUUCAAUUAAUAAUGGAGGAAUUUGCUGUUGCCUUGACUGCUCCUGGUUUGACGUCCAAAUCUUUCACCAAUCAGCAGAAGAUUGCAGCGAAUCUAGCUGUUUCAUUGCUCAGGCUGAGCCAAGUACCAGAUUGGCUAACAUUGCUGUUUGAUAGCCAUCUGAUAUCUGGCAUUAUGGCUAAUCUUUCUGCUAGGAAUGUUACUGCAGAAAUUGUCAAUCUCUUCAGUGAGCUCAUGGCUAGGAAAUAUCCGAGUCAAGAGCACACUGUUGCUCUACAUAACUUGUUCCAGGUAUGCAGAAGGCAGGUCUAUGAGGGAAACUCCAAGGCGCAAAUGUUUGGGCAAAGUGUUAAAAAGGUUGCAAGGAGCACCAAUGACAUGGUCGCAUUGCUCUUUGGCCUGAUGCUGAACCAUAACACAGACUCUGCUGCAGUUCAAUCGGAGCAGCAGACGCUCCUGCGUGCAAUUGAUCUGUUCUUCCAGGGGUCAAGCGGGGGAGAACAGCGUUAACAUAAACGCCAACCAGCUUGUUGAGAUGUUGAGAAAAGCUGAUUUUCUUCUUCCACGUUUUCUGAACCGAGUAGAUGAUAUUCCAAACGGGACAGCAAUCCCUCUGUUCCUGAGAGGCUCCUCGAUUUUCCUUCAAUAGAGGAGAAGCUUAGUAAGUUGUAUAUAUACAAAAGUUUUGGUGUAUGCGAUGUGAAUCGAUAGGAUUACAAUCAUUCUUCUGGCCUGAAAUAGUAACAACUAUUAACUCGAAUCUAUAGCCGUAUUCUUCACUAUAUGCAUGCGAGGACUGUAUUGCCACGGGCGCCGAAGUAUGAACUGAUGAUGAUUCUUGUUAACGGCUUUUUUAAUUAAGUUAUUGCUGAAA